UUGACCGCAUUCUUUUACUGCCCUGAAGUUUUAAAUGCUACAUCGAACAUAUGUAGAAGCUGCCUGAAAUUACAAUAUUUUGAAGUGCCUGGAUGUUAAAACAUAAGUUGCAGUAUGUCAGAGGAGCGAGAAAAAGACUCUCCAUCUGAGAUGAGUCUCUCAGAGAAACAGAGUGUGAAACCAGGUUCACAUGUGUCCAGCUCUGUGUCUAUAAAGAGUGACCAGUCAAAAGGAAUUGAGGAGAACUUUUGUGAGAAAAAACUGACAUCUACCAAAAGUGUAAGGUCAGACUCACAUGUGAGUGACCAGUCAAAAGAUGACAUGCCAACCAUCAGUGAGAGAAAAACACCACCUCCCAAAAGGAACCAGAAGAAUUUUGAAGAUAAUCUCCCAGGGAUCUUCCAUGAUCUUGAGGGCAAAAUAAACAAAUUCCUGAAGAAUGAGCUGGAAAAGUUUAAGAAAAUUUUACAAAAGGAGAACUUGCAAUCUUUUGUGAAAGACUUUAAUGAAAAUAGAUGCAGUAUCAAAGAAGCAGCUCUUGAUCUCACACUACACUUCCUGAGAGAGAUGAAGCAAGAUGAAGCUGCUAAUACUUUAGAAGAUGAUCUCAUCUUCAUUCAUCAGCUAAAAUUCAGCCUGAAGAAGAAGCAUCAGUGUGUAUUUGAAGGAAUUGCAAAGCAAGGUGACUCCACACUUCUGAAUAGCAUCUACACAGAUCUCUACAUCACUCAGGGUUGUAGUGAACAGGUCAAUAUUGAACAUGAGGUAAGACAGAUUGAAGUUACUUCCAGGCAUCAUGAAUCACAAGAAAUACCAGUUGAAUGCACAAAGAUGUUUAAAGCACCUGAACAAGACAAGGAGGUCAGAACUGUACUUACAAAGGGAGUUGCUGGCAUCGGAAAAUCAGUCUCUGUGCAAAAGUUUGUUUUGGACUGGGCUGAAGGAAAAGAAAAUCAAGAUAUUAGGUUUAUAUUUCCUCUUCCAUUCAGAGAGAUGAAUUUAAUGGAGAAUGAAAAACAAAGUUUGAUGCAUCUUAUAACUCAGUUUUUCCCAGAGUCAAAAGGACUGAACCUUACAAGAAGGAAUAAUUUUAAAGUACUGUUUAUCCUUGAUGGUUUGGAUGAAUGUCGUCUUCCGCUGUAUUUUGAUGGUAAUGAGACGUGGUCUGAUGUAUCAUCACCAGCCUCUCUUGAUGUUCUCCUAACAAACCUCAUUAAAGGAAAUCUGCUUCCUUCUGCUCUCAUCUGGAUCACCACCAGACCAGCAGCUGCCAGUAAGAUUCCUCCUGACUGCAUUGACCGGGUGACAGAGAUAAGAGGAUUCAAUGAUGCACAAAAGGAAGAGUACUUCAAAAAAAGAUUCACAGAUGAGAAUCAGGCCAAAGAAAUCAUUGAUCAUGUUAAACAAUCAAAGAGCCUCUUCAUCAUGUGCCACAUCCCAGUCUUCUGCUGGAUUUCAGCUACUGUUCUCCGGAAUAUCUUAGAGGAGAAAAGAUGUAACGACGUAAGAAAUCAGUCUGCUAAUACCUCUAAAGCACUGCAAGAAUCAAAUACUGAAGACACUCCCAAGACUCUGACACAAAUGUACACACACUUUCUCCGCUUUCAAAUCCAGCAGAGCCGUCGAAAAUAUUAUGGAGAAUACACACCAGGUGUUUCUUGGGAAAAAAAGGGUGUUCUUUCACUGGGGAAACUAGCAUUUCAACAGCUGGAAAAAAACAACCUGAUCUUCUAUAACACAGACCUGGAAUCCUGUGGUAUUGACAUCUAUAAGGCAUCAGUGUAUUCAGGCAUGUGUACCCAGAUCUUUAAGGAGGAAACGGGGAUCAUUUUUGGUACCAUGUACUGCUUUGUUCACUUGAGCAUUCAAGAGUUUGUUGCAGCACUUUAUGCACAUGUCUUUCUGGACAUUAACAAGAAAAGUGUUUUUUUUCAAGAUUCUGCAGAACAGCAAAAAAAUGAAAUGAUUGAUUUGCUUAAGACUGCAGUGGAUGAGGCACUCAAGAGUGACAAUGGACACCUGGAUCUUUUUCUUCGCUUUCUUCUUGGUCUGUCACUCCAGUCCAAUCGACGACUCUUACGAGGUCUGUUUACACAGCAAGAUGACAUUGACCAGAGCAAAAAGGAAAUAGUGCAGUACAUCAAGCAGAAAUUUGAAGGUAAUCUGUCUCCAGAGAGAUCCAUCAAUCUGUUCUACUGUCUGAAUGAACUGAAUGACCAAACUCUGGUAAAAGAGAUUCAGACCCACCUUAGCAAAGGAAGUCUCUCAUCUGGUGACCUUUCACCUGCCCAGUGGUCUGCUUUGGCCUUUGUGUUGUUGACAUCAGAGGAGGAGCUGGAGGAGUUUGAGCUGCAGAAAUUCAAGAAAUCAGAUGAAUGUCUCAUUAGAUUAUCAGCAGUAAUCAAAAACUCCAAAAGAGCUCUGUAA
Molecule: messenger RNA, 2427 nt
Organism: Labeo rohita (rohu)
Lineage: Eukaryota; Metazoa; Chordata; Actinopteri; Cypriniformes; Cyprinidae
Product: protein NLRC3-like
Exons: 7
Coding region: 115-2427 (770 amino acids)
Source: RefSeq, a predicted model, not a curated record